UCAAUUACUUGAAGUGCAGUUUUGCUUCUCCUCGUUUUGUUUAUAUUUGAGCUGUUCUCUUUUUCUUUUUCUUCUGUUUUUAUGGCUUUUUUUUUUGUUGCAUGCAAUUGUUCAAUUUGGUCCGUUUCAAUUUUACUUCACUUCAACUUUACUCAACUUCUGGAUUGGCGUAUGUAAUUUGCGAAUACGCUUAUCUUUAUAAGUUUUAUUUUGGAUGUGCGUUCUAAAGAUCCGAUUUUUUGUUGGGUUGAACCAUUUUUCAUAAUUAUUGCUUUCAUUCUUACAUUCUGGACUACUUUAUUUUUCUGCUAUUUUUAUUUAGAAACCUCUUUCUGAAUUUGGGGCUGCAAAGCUGAAUUAAGAAGUGUUGUUUCCAUUGAAUUCUUUCCUCUAUGCUGUUUAUUAGUUGCAUGAUCAGAAAGGCAGCUCGUGGAUUGCUCGUUUCUCGUGGGUGUUCUGUUUUUGCAGUAGUGGGCAUAUUUUUUAACUUCUUUUUUUUUAAAAAAAAAAAAAAUGCUUCCCCUGUAUUUGUGUUCUGCAUGUGAAUAGUGGGUUUUAUUUUAUGUGCUGUGCAGAAGUGUGAUGAGUUCACUUGGAUAUGCUUUUGGCGGUAGUUUCAAGUUUGAUGCACAAUUACUUUUCUUCAUUGGAUGUUAAUUUCCAAACUUCUAAUUGUAGGCCUGUAGGAACUACCAUUCAUUUCCUAUAAGCUUAAUUGUGUUUCAGUUAUUUGUUUUAUGUUAGUACAGGAUUUGGCUGUUUAAACAUAGUCAAGUGUUGAAUUAAAUUAAUACUUAUUGGUCCCUCUGUUCCUUGAAUCUAUCAUGUUAAAGUAUUAUUCUCUAAAGAUGAGAAAAAUUGAUGGUUGGAGAGUUGAUCAAUAACAAACCUGAAGCCUGGGUUUCUUGAUGGUAUAAGUGGUUUUGUUUUCAAAAAAUGUUAGGUAGUUCUGAAUUAGAGGUUUGUUGGUGAGAACUCAUAUGAUUAGGAUGUAACAUCAUAUAAAACAACAUAAUCUGUAGGGACCAUUUGACUUUAUGUAGGAGGAGGGGGUUGGUAUUUUUAUUUUUGCUGCAUUUAUUGGAAUGAUUCUGAUUGUGGUACCAUACCUGGGUAUCAUAUACUUUUUGAAUCGAAUAGCUUAGGUCACAUGUGGUAGUCCCAUUGGUCUUGAAUGUCACUGAUGUGGCAUUGAUAGCAUUCAAAGGAAAUAAAGGAUGGGCCAUGGAAUAUCAUUGGAGCUAUCACCAUACAAGUACUAGUUGUAUGACUUUAACUAUGGGCCCAUUGUUUAUUUAGUUAAUGGUUUGAUAUCUCAGUGUGUUAGCUUUAUUCAUGGUGAUGUACUUGAACAUAAAAUUGUCUUAAGUUUUUUUGUUUUUAAAUGUUUGCUUCUGAAAUUAUAGAUAUUCAGGAAAAUUCUGAUCGACACUUACCAAACAUUAUUGUUCAAGCAAUGGCUCUGUAACAUUCUUGUAAAAAAGAGAAGCUAUUCAAGGUUACAAAGUCAGUUCAUUUCUUGAAAUUGUGUACAUAGUGUAUGUGUUACUGUUGUCGAUAUUAAGAUGAUAUGAAAAUUGCUAAACACAUUCACUUUAUUUAGAUAGUUCAAUGUUAAGUAGUUCCAUUUAUCAGCAUCUGUAGCUUAUGCCUUUUUUAUGUUAAAUUUGGUGAAAUAGAAAAGAACCAAUUCAUUGUUGAAAAAUUUCCUCUUUAUAAAUGUGUAAUAAUUGAUUGUUUCUUGUAUUUCUUGUUCAUUGAAAGAAUGACAUCUGGUUGCGCUUGCGCACAAUAUAUUCUUAUCAAUAUUUUGCAGAAUAAAAAUAUUUACUAAUAUAUUCUUUUGGCAUAGAAUCAUAUGCUUUCUUUCUUUCCUUUUUUUUUUUUUAAUUUUAUUUCUGCCAUAUGAUUUCUUUCGUUUUAGUUAUUAAGUAGAAAGUUUGGAAUUUUUUACACACAUGCUAUUUCCUAACUGGUUCUCCACUACAUCAGUGGUUUUCAGUGACCAAGUUGCUUUCUCUAGGCAAGGGAGACUAUGGAGCCCAAUGGUCAUAGAAGAGUGAGAAGAAAGGAGCAUAUUGUUCACCAAAAUGGUGAUAUGAUAUCAAGUGUUGGUGAUGUAGAUCCAUGGACCGCAUGGGCGUACAAGCCUCGUACUAUUUCACUGUUACUUAUUGGUGCAUGCUUACUUAUUUGGGCAAGUGGAGCCCUGGAUCCUGAAAGUAGUGUAUCGGGUGACAUGGUUACAUCUGUCAAAAGGGGUGUAUGGGCAAUGAUUGCGGUUUUUCUUGCUUAUUGCUUGCUACAGGCCCCUUCAACUGUUCUUAUAAGGCCACAUCCAGCUAUUUGGCGUUUAGUUCAUGGAAUGGCUGUAGUCUAUCUUGUUGCUCUGACAUUUUUGCUUUUCCAGAAGCGUGAUGAUGCUCGACAGUUCAUGAAGUUUCUCCACCUUGACCUUGGAGUAGAACUUCCUGAAAGAUCAUAUGGUGCAGAUUGUCGCAUUUACAUCCCUGACAAUCCCGCAAGCAGGUUUAAGAAUCUUUAUGAUACUCUUUUUGAUGAAUUUGUUCUGGCACAUAUAUUUGGAUGGUGGGGCAAGGCUAUUUUUAUUCGUAAUCAGCCACUUCUUUGGGUAUUAUCCAUUGGAUUUGAGUUGAUGGAGUUUACUUUCCGCCAUAUGCUGCCAAACUUCAAUGAAUGCUGGUGGGACAGUAUCAUUCUUGAUAUCUUGAUAUGCAAUUGGUUUGGUAUCUGGGCAGGAAUGCAUACUGUGAGGUACUUCGAUGGAAAAACAUAUGAGUGGGUUGGCAUAAGUCGCCAGCCAAAUAUCAUGGGCAAGGUAAAACGAACACUGGGACAAUUUACGCCAGCACAGUGGGACAAAGAUGAGUGGCACCCCUUACUUGGUCCAUGGCGAUUUAUCCAAGUUCUUAGUCUUUGCAUAGUGUUCCUGACAGUGGAGCUCAACACAUUCUUUCUUAAGUUUUGUCUUUGGAUUCCUCCUCGGAACCCUGUGAUAGUAUAUAGGUUGAUCUUGUGGUGGCUGAUUGCCAUACCAACAAUCCGUGAGUACAAUUCAUAUCUCCAAGACCGGAAACCAGUGAAAAAGGUCGGGGCUUUUUGUUGGCUUUCGCUUGCUAUAUGCAUCAUUGAACUUCUCAUCUGCAUCAAGUUUGGACAUGGUCUAUACCCCAAACCAAUGCCUGUGUGGUUGGUUAUCUUCUGGUCAUCUGUUGGAGUUGCCCUUGUAAUAUUCCUGAUUUUUUGGUCAUGGCAACUGCAUCGAAGUUUGGGGAGAAAAAGGCAAUGAUUAUGCUCGUGGCACACUAUUCUUUGAUUUCUUUACUUUCUUAUGGGUAUCCAUCAAUGUUGUAAAUACCCAACCAAUUUCUUCACAGAAUUGUAAAUACUUGUUCUCUCUUUGGCUAGUGGAUCACAGUUUCUUCAUUAGAAAAUAUUCAAUUUUUUCGUGAUAGCUAUUCAGAAGUGCUUUUAACAUGCA
Messenger RNA from Manihot esculenta (cassava), 3502 nucleotides. RefSeq names its product CDP-diacylglycerol--serine O-phosphatidyltransferase 1. The record is from RefSeq and is a predicted model, not a curated record. Bases 2036 to 3310 code for a protein of 424 amino acids. Gene Ontology annotation, biological process: phosphatidylserine biosynthetic process. Gene Ontology annotation, molecular function: L-serine-phosphatidylethanolamine phosphatidyltransferase activity. Lineage: Eukaryota; Viridiplantae; Streptophyta; Magnoliopsida; Malpighiales; Euphorbiaceae. The transcript has 12 exons.